Messenger RNA from Bactrocera latifrons, 1898 nucleotides. RefSeq lists its product as uncharacterized. Lineage: Eukaryota; Metazoa; Arthropoda; Insecta; Diptera; Tephritidae. The transcript is spliced from 3 exons. The record is from RefSeq and is a predicted model, not a curated record. Bases 1 to 1419 code for a protein of 472 amino acids.
AUGGUAAUGCAUCAUCGCAUGGAGCCASGACUGGGACCGAAUUUAAAGCCAAAACGCAAUGAAUGCCAUCGAUCAAUCACCGUAUUCUCCACAUUUGGCUCACGCGAACUGGCAACCCUGUCCAGCACCUGCACCACCACAACCACUCUAACCAAAAACAACAACAACCACACCAGUCACCACACAACCACCACAACUACCAACAACAACAACAACAGCGGCAACAGCAACAACGCAGCARCAACGGCAGCAACAUCUUUGCCUGCCGCCGCCUUGAAUGUGGURCGCUCCAACACGCCACCGCUKCCGCCAUUGCCGACCUCCUUUGUAGCGAUCAAGUGCGGCCGCAGCAACGAACCCACCAACACCACCACCAUCAACAAUCACACUGGYCUUCAUAAAUUCAAUCACACAGACAGACCCGCACCCCUGCCACACCCACUUACACUUGAAUCGCCUAACAACACCAUCACCACCACCAGCACACUKGGCUAUUUAGCACACCAUGGCCAUCAUUCCACUAUGCUACCGAACGCCACAACGGCAUCGGCUGCCAACGCAUUAUCGCCAACCAUCUGCUCGACGUCGUUAUCGACGUUCCAACCGGUGGCACCGCAUCACUUCAAUUCGCUGGACUAUCGCGAACGCAAUCAAACGCACUAUAAGCAUGGACAGGGCGGCCAUCAGCCRCAUUAUCGCGAGCCCGCGCAUGCACAACGCACCAACACGUUGGAUCGACGCAGCGCCGGCGCGACCMCAUCGAAUACGUCCGCUUGUAUGGGUGAUUAUAAUCAAAUAAGUCCGCACUACUUGCAGACUUUCGACAGCCUCGAUCCCUACGGUGUGGCCAAUUUACAUUUGUAUCGCAGUCAGUCGAAGUCGCAGAUUUAUGGGCGUGGCAGCACUGCAAGUGGUAGCGGCAGCGGCAGUAAUGAUGGUUCCACACAGGAUGCUGURCUCUAUCACAGCAAUAGCACAUUGAAUCACUACCAACAACAGCAACAGCAGCAGCAAAGUGAGCAGCAUUAUCAAAGCGGCAACGGUCCGCAGCGCGCGCAGAAUCAGUCGCAGCAUCAUCAUCAUAGUUUAAAGCAUAGCAAAAGCGGCGGCAGCAAGACACAUAAGAGUAAGGCCAGCGCACACCAACAGCAACAACAUUUGUCACAACAACAACAACAACAACAACUAAAACCAACGAAAUCGCGCAGCAGUCGCUCGCUGCAACAACAACAACAAUCGUCAGCCACCGAAAAGUCUGGCAAAAUGAAUCGUGGCGGCGGUAAGGAGCGCAAACAAAACARCAAUUGCAAUGCGAGCAACAACACAACGCAAAUAAAUAAUAUCAGCAAAGCCAAUUCGAUGACCAGUCAAUAUUCGAGCUCCAGCGAGAGCAUGCAAUGCGAUAAUAAUUACUAUUAAAUCAUUGCCUCCCGCAUACGCAUAUGUACCAUGUCUACCCAGCUAUGUCUCCCAAAGCGUACCCAUGCGCAUAUUUACAAGUCUGUAUUCACAUAUUAUUGUUGUCGCACAUACAUACAUACUCUUUAUGUAUAUGUUUAUGUGAGCAGUAUUGCAUAACACGGCAUUUGUGUUGAACUCCGCUGAAACCGGCAGCAUUGAAUUGAAUUACAUCCAAUCUCACAUCUAUGUUGCACAUACACACACAGGCACACACUCACAUAUGUAUACCUGCAAAAAAGCAAAAUGUAUACCUGCACAUACUUAAAAACACCGGCACACAAGCGUGUCAUUCAUGCGUUGCUACAUUUAAAUCUCACUUUUAUACAAUCGACCAGUUUUCUCUAAUGCCAAUAAGUACAUGCUUAGCCAAGCUACGAGAUGAAAACCAAAAUUUAUUACGCCGAAAUACUAAUGAGGAAAACUCUAAAAUACUAAUG